CCUUAGUUCGACAUUUUGCAGGGAGUUGUUAAAAUGUUACUUGUUACGUUCUCUCUGCUUUUCUGUUGCAGAUCUAUAGGGCGGAAGCAUCUUGCCUCCUUGCCUAGACACAAAAAUAUCUCGCAAACAAGGAGCGUGAAAAGAUCCGCGGCCCCAUUUAAAGCUGUGUUGGAGAGCAGAGGAAGAUGGAGAGGCCCCCUUUAGCAACUGAGGCAACUGGAAAAGGUCCUUCUGCUGUUCAGCUUGGGAGCUGUGAGGAGAUCUGGGCAAGCGCUAGGCAGAAGGUCCUGGAGGAGGAAACCAUCCUCCGUUCAGGAGUUCAGUCCUGGGACUUCAGGAGCUUCCAAUACCUGGAGGCUGAGGGACCCCGAGGACUUCGCAACCGAUUCCACCAACUUUACCACAAAUGGCUGCAGCCAGAAAGGAACACAAAGGCACAGAUGCUGGACCUCGUGGUCCUAAAGUAUUUUCUGACCCUCCUGCCCCCCGAAAUGAAAAGCUGGGUGCGGGAGUGUGGAGCAGAGACCAGCUCCCAGGCAGUGGCCCUGGCUGAAGGCUUCCUCAUGAGCCAGGCCAAAGGGAAGCAACAGGAAAAUCUGCAGCAGCAGGAGUCCCCCUCAGCUGUCGUUCCUGAAGAUCUGGAGAUAGAAGAUCCCUCUGAGGAGCUGCUUUUCGAGCAAUUCUCCAAAAAAGAUCCCUAUCAGGACGCCUCAGGAGGGAACAGAGGCAUCUCAUUUGUAUUCGUACAGCCAUCUUGUUCUGGUGAAACUGAAGGCGUGGUUGAAGCUCCAGCUCAGGUAGCAGAACAAAUCUCAGAAGAUGCAGGAAACCAUAUUCCAAAGGGCCUUGUGUCCUUCGAGGAGGUGGCGGUGUAUUUUUCUGAGGACGAGUGGUGUCAGAUGGAUGCCCACCAAAAAGCCCUCCACGAGGAAGUCAUGCUGGAGAAUUCUCAGAAUGUGGCCUCUUUGGGAGCUCAUGAGCAGGAGAAUGAAGGUUGCAAGGAACUAUUUCAAGAGAUCAAUCAGAAAAAGGAAGAAAGACUUAAAGAAAGAGAAAAACCAGUCAAAAAAAGGAAGAAAAACAAGUCAAAAAAACAGGGGAGGAAAAAAUUCAAUCCCCACCGUAUUCAGAUUCAACAACAAUCUUGGAAAGGAAGGAGAAAAGAAAAGACAUUAGGGAAAAGAAAGGAAGUAUUCAAAGACACAGUUGUGAAUAAAAAUCGCAGAACUUAUACUAAAGGAGAAGGUGGUGAAGUGCUGAACAAUGGAAAACAUAACAGAAAACCUGUUUCUUUAGCUGCAAGAAGAAGAGCAGGGGAAAAGCCAUAUAAAUGCCUGGAGUGUGGGAAACUCUUCAAAUGGAGCAGUUAUUUUACUUCCCACAAAAGGAUGCACGCAGGGGAGAAACCAUACCAGUGUUUGGAGUGUGGGAAGACCUUUGGUCAAAAAAGCCACCUUACUUCUCACAAAAGAAUCCACAAUGGGGAAAAACCUUAUAAAUGCAUGGAAUGUGGAAAGAAUUUUGCUCAGAGUAGUCACCUUAAUUAUCACAGAAGGAUCCACAGCGGGGAGAAGCCCUAUGAAUGCACAGAAUGCGGUAAGACUUUCCGGAGGCGCUGUGACCUUACUUCCCAUCAAAGGAUCCACACGGGAGAGAAGCCAUAUAAAUGCCUGGAGUGUGGAAAGAGCUUCAGUCAGAAUUGUUCCCUUAGGUCUCAUAAAAGGAUCCAUACAGAAGAGAAACCAUAUAAAUGCCCAGUGUGUGGGAAAAGCUUCCGAUGGAAACAUUCCCUGAUUUCCCAUAAAAGGAUCCACACGGGAGAGAAACCAUAUCAAUGCAGGGAGUGCAGAAAGAGCUUCAGUACAAGCAGCACCCUUAAUAUGCACAGAAGAAUUCACUCAAACGAAAAAAAGCACAAAUGCACGCUGUGUGGAGUAAGUUUCAGUCAGAGGGCCUCCCUGAUUUCUCAUAAAAGGAGCCAUAAGGGAGAGAAACCAUACACAUGUGUGGAAUGCGGGAAAGGAUUCCAGAAAAGCAGCUCCCUUGUAUCCCACAAAAGAACCCAUACUGGAGAGAAAAUGUUUGAAUGCAUGGAGUGCGGGAUGAAUUUCUCCGAAACAGGAUCGCUUGUGCAUCAUGAAAAGAAGCACAGAGUGGAGAAACCAUAUAAAUGCAUGGAGUGCGGAAAGAGCUUUAACAACAGCGCUGCUCUUACUUGUCAUCACAGAACUCACACUGGGGAAAAGCCAUUUAAAUGUACGGAGUGCGGAAAGAAAUUUAGUCAAAAUAGUUACCUCAUUAUCCACAGAAGGAUUCAUACGGGGGAAAAACCGUAUAAAUGCCUGGACUGUGGGAAAAACGUCGCUCAGCUUUCUUCUCACAGAAGAGUCCACAGGACAGAUAAACCACAUCAAUGCACGGCGUGUGGGAAACGUUUUAAAUGGAAAAGCAGCCUGACUUACCAUGAAAGAACUCACACGGGGGAAAAGCCAUAUAAAUGCGGCAAGUGCGGGAAAAGCUUCAUCACGAGCAGCAAGCUUUCUUUCCACAUAAGGAUCCAUGCAAAAGAGAAACCCCAUAAAUGUACAGAAUGUAGAAAAAGUUUUAGUCAGAGAUGUGACCUAAUCUCCCAUAAAAGGAUCCACUUAAUAGCAAAGCCAUUUAAAUGCACGGAAUGCGGAAAGUGUUUUCGCUGCAGGAGUGCGCUUCGUUAUCACAACAGGAACCACACAGGGGAGGAACCCUACAAAUGCAAGGUGUGUGGGAAGACAUUCAAAACUAGCAGUAACCUUACUUCACACAGAAGGACCCACUUGAAAAAGAAGUAACUGCCUGAAGCAGGGGAAGAGUUUUGAGUUAAAUUUCUCAUCUAUGAGUCCACCAAAAAGUCUAUAUAAGCGGAACGGGGAGAUAAUUUGAACUAAGUGCAAAGAAUUCAUAUGAAGGAAUAUUGUCCUAAAAUACUGAGACAUUUGUGUCAGUUGUCAAAGUCUAGGAGAGGGCUGGACUAGAAGACCUCCAAGGUCCCUUCCAACUCUGUUCUGAUUCUGAUUUAAGUCCUUCGCUAGCCAUCAUGUGAUGGACAGAAGAAAAUCAUGCAUGAGAAUUUCAGUCCUAACAUGGAAUGGACUUUUUCAACGAACACUCAUUUAUGUUGUUACUUCAGAUUCCAACUGCAAAAGGAUUAUUUCUUCAUGAGAGAGGGUUGAGAUGUUUUAAUGUUUCUUUGGCAGUUUCUUAAUGUAACUGAUAUUCUGGUGCUUUUAUUGGAAUUAAAGGGUUUCUUUUGUUUAGUUUACAGGCACUGGGUAUAUAUGCUGUAUGCUACUCACAGUGGUCAUAGUAAUAAACAUUUUGCUAAAAUGUUUGCCUGGAUGUUCUAUACC
Molecule: messenger RNA, 3386 nt
Organism: Pseudonaja textilis
Lineage: Eukaryota; Metazoa; Chordata; Lepidosauria; Squamata; Elapidae
Source: RefSeq, a predicted model, not a curated record